GUGGGAGGGGGUGGAGCUUGUGUGGAAUCUGUGCCUGUGGAAGAAGAUGACCGGGAUGUCACAGCUGAGCCUGUCCUGGCUGGGACUGGGGCAGCUGGCAGCCUCCCCGUGGCACCUCCUGCUGCUGGCUGGGGCCGCCUGGCUGCUGGCCCGCAUCCUGACCUGGAGCCACAGCUUUUAUGACAACUGCUGCCGCCUCCAGUGUUUCCCGCAGCCUCCGAGGCGCAGCUGGCUUUGGGGUCACCUGGGCCUGGUGAAGAGCAAUGAGGAAGGCUUGCGGAUGAUAGAGGAUCUGGGCCACUACUUCCGUGAUGUUCACCUCUGGUGGAUGGGGCCCUUCUACCCUGUACUGCGGCUCGUCCACCCUACCUUUGUUGCACCCCUGCUCCAGGCCCCAGCCACCAUCAUACCCAAGGAUAUGCUUUUCUACAACCUCCUGAAGCCCUGGCUAGGGGAUGGGCUCCUGCUGAGUGCUGGUGACAAGUGGAGUCACCACCGUCGCUUGCUGACACCUGCCUUCCAUUUUGACAUCUUGAAACCCUAUGUGAAGAUUUUCAACAAAAGUGCAGGCAUCAUGCAUGCCAAGUGGCAGCAUCUGGCCUUGGAAGGCAGUGCCCAUCUAGACAUGUUUGAGCACAUCAGCCUCAUGACCCUGGACAGUCUGCAGAAAUGUGUCUUCAGUUUUGACAGCAAUUGCCAGGAGAGUCCCAGUGAAUAUAUUGCUGCCAUCUUGGAACUCAGUGCCCUUGUGGUGAAACGGCAAGAGCAGAUCUUCCUGCACGUGGACUUCCUAUACAAUCUCACUCCUGAUGGAUGGCGCUUCCGCAGGGCCUGUAACCUGGUGCACAACUUCACAGAUGCUGUCAUCCAGGAGCGGCGCCGUGCCCUCAUUAGCAGGGGUUCCCAUGACUUCCUCAAGGCCAAGGCUAAGACCAAGACUUUGGACUUCAUCGAUGUGCUCCUGCUGGCCAAGGAUGAAGAUGGAAAACAAUUGUCAGAUGAGGACAUCCGAGCAGAGGCUGACACCUUCAUGUUUGAGGGCCAUGACACCACAGCCAGUGGCCUCUCCUGGGUCCUGUACAACCUUGCAAAGCACCCAGAAUACCAGGAGCGCUGCCGACAGGAGGUGCAAGAGCUCCUGAGGGACCGUGAGCCUCAAGAGAUUGAAUGGGACGACCUGGCCCAGUUGCCCUUCCUGACCAUGUGCAUCAAGGAGAGUCUGCGGCUGCACCCCCCGGUUACAGUCAUUGCCCGCUGCAGUACCCAGGAUGUCGGGCUCCCUGAUGGCCGGGUCAUCCCCAAAGGGAACAUCUGUGUCAUCAGCAUCUUUGGGAUUCAUCACAACCCGUCUAUCUGGCCGGACCCUGAGGUAUACAACCCCUUUCGCUUUGACCCAGAAAACAUCAAGGAGAGGUCACCCUUGGCUUUUAUUCCCUUCUCUGCGGGGCCCAGGAACUGCAUUGGGCAGACGUUCGCCAUGACCGAGAUGAAGGUGGUCCUGGCGCUGACGCUGCUGCGCUUCCGGGUCCUGCCGGGCGAGGAGGAGCCGCGCAGGAAGCCGGAGCUGAUCCUGCGCGCGGAGGGCGGACUCUGGCUGCGCGUGGAGCCGCUGAGCGCGGCACCCCGGUGACCCAGACCCUACACGCCUCACUUUGCGGAUUCCCGGGAAUGAAACUGUGCCAUCUCUUCUGUCCGAGCUUCAUCGAGAGCCAGCAGGGGGCGCUUGGGACCUGUGGGCAC
This is a messenger RNA of Lontra canadensis (Northern American river otter), 1740 nucleotides long. RefSeq names its product cytochrome P450 4F3-like. The coding region runs from base 47 to 1630 and encodes 527 amino acids. The transcript is spliced from 13 exons. The record is from RefSeq and is a predicted model, not a curated record. Gene Ontology annotation, molecular function: heme binding; oxidoreductase activity, acting on paired donors, with incorporation or reduction of molecular oxygen; monooxygenase activity. Lineage: Eukaryota; Metazoa; Chordata; Mammalia; Carnivora; Mustelidae.